CCCCUUCGUCGUCCCCGUUGCUUCCAAUCGCUUCGACGCCGAGGUCAAUACAAUGCCCCCCAAAAAGGCAAAGUUCGUCUCCAACGCGCAGUUGGAACAUUUGGAGUGGGAGUUACGAAAGAGGGGAAUUCGACCGACGGGCACUAUCCAAAGAAUGGAAAAGAAACUAGCAAAAGCGAAAAUAGAGGAGGAGAAGCUUCUGGCAGCUAAGGAACUUCGUGACAUUGAGGAAAACAACGGCCAAGAAAUGACGAUGGCGCCCACCACCUCCAAGAGUCAAAAGGUCACCAUAAAGAACAAAGAUAGUGCCAAAGUACGGUCCCGUCGAGCAAAAGCGAAAGCCCAACUUAUGGCAGAUUUGGAAGAGGGUCUGAAAAUCGUGCUGUUUCGACGUCCAUUCCAAACGAUUCACUAUUUCUUUCGAGAAAUUAUUUGUGUCAUGAAUGAUUUUGGGAAACGGUUGGUAUAUUCGUUGUACGACUCGAAAAAAGGGACGAUACCAGCAACUCGAAAAGUCGCCCUGUUUACAACAUUUUCUGCUAUUUUGUAUGGAUUGCUCUUCAUUUUUGGAAGAGAUGAACCUGAGUCGAUUAAAGCUCGUGAACUCGUAUAUUUGUACGGUUACUGGAUGAUUCUCGGAAUUUUGUCGUCUGUGGGAUUUGGAACAGGAUUGCACACAUUUGUUCUGUAUCUUGGACCGUUUAUAGCAAAAGUUGUUUUAGCUGCGGGUGAAUGUGGAACAUUGGACUUUCCCAAGCCGCCCUAUCCUGAUCAGAUCGUGUGUCCAGAAGGUGUCAACUCUAACCAUGGUGGGAGCGUUUCCGUCUACGACAUUAUGUGUAAAGUCCGCUGGGAGUCGUUCAUGUGGGGUUUAGGAACUGCUUUGGGAGAGGUGCCCCCGUUUUUUAUGGCACUGACAGCCAGAGUUUCGGGAAUGUCAGAUAACGAAGAUCUGCAAGAGUUUGCGAAACUUUUGGAACGUAUAAAGCAGGGCGAUCGGAAGAGUUUGAGCAUUCUUGAGCGUGGAAAACUGUUUAUGGAGGAUUUCGUAGAGCGAAUCGGUUUCUGGGGAAUCUUGGCGUGUGCAUCAAUCCCAAACCCGCUCUUUGAUCUGGCCGGGAUCACCUGUGGUCACUUCCUGGUCCCGUUCAGGACCUUCUUUGGUGCCACGGUGAUUGGGAAAGCGGUCAUUAAGGUGCAUUUACAAAUGCUCUUUGUUAUCCUGGCCUUCAAUCAAGACUUUCUGGAUCGUGUGGUUUCACUCAUUCGGAAGAUUCCACGGUACGGCGAAAAGAUAAGUGAUCCUUUCGUGGAGUACAUUUCUCAGCAAAAGGCUCAUCUUCACAACAAAACCGCUUGGAGUAAACCUGGACACGUUGCAUACGUCCUGGAUAUUAUCGUCACAUUUAUCUUGGUUUACUUUGUGCUUUCCAUCGUAAAUUCCAUGGCGCAAGCGUAUCAUAAGCGGAUCUGUGAAAAGAAGAGGAAUCGUAAAUGUUGAUUUGUGCGAGAAAAAAAUAACAUCCAAAGUUGUUAUAUGUUCAUCAGUACAUAUAUAUAUUGGAGGCAUAUUACUACAAUAUUUAUGUUAUUAUCUAAAAUGAAGCUAAGUAUUA
Molecule: messenger RNA, 1616 nt
Organism: Folsomia candida
Lineage: Eukaryota; Metazoa; Arthropoda; Collembola; Entomobryomorpha; Isotomidae
Product: vacuole membrane protein 1
Exons: 8
Coding region: 53-1501 (482 amino acids)
Source: RefSeq, a predicted model, not a curated record